Molecule: messenger RNA, 1138 nt
Organism: Rubroshorea leprosula
Lineage: Eukaryota; Viridiplantae; Streptophyta; Magnoliopsida; Malvales; Dipterocarpaceae
Source: the annotation of a GenBank genome assembly
AAAUUUUUUUUUUAACCAAAGAGCAAAAACAUUUUUAGUUCUUCCUAGCAUAAGCAGGUUGUAAUUAAUUAAUUGACUGGUGGCUUGAUUCUGCAUGCUUUAUUGGAGUUUGGAAGUUUACAUGAGGCAUGAAAAUUGUUGGUGUACGUUGCGACAAAAGUUGGUAAAAACGUGAAGAAAUUUAAAGUUGGUGACAAGGUUGGCGUAGGGGUAUUUGCGGGCUCCUGCAAGACAUGUGAACCCUACCAACAAAACUUGGAGAACUACCGUCCUAAAAUUAUUUUUACUUAGAACUCCAUUGACCAAUAUGGAACUAGAACCUAUGGUUAUUCUGAUAUGAUAGUUGUUGACCAGCGUUAUGUGCUUCGAUUCCCUGAUAACUUACCACUUGAUACCGGUGCAACCCUGUUGUGUGCUGGGAUCACGGUCUACAGCCCCAUGAAAUACUAUGGAAUGACUGAGGCAGGCAAGCAUUUAGGUGUUGCUGGACUUGGUGGUCUCGGCCAUGUGGCUGUGAAGAUUGCGAAAGCCUUUGGGUUGAAAGUCACUGUCAUUAACAGCUCACCGAAGGAGGAGAGUGAAGCAAUCGAUAAACUUGGUGCUGACUCAUUCCUUGUUUCCACUGACCUUGAAAAAAUGAAGGCAGCUAUGGGUACCAUGGACUUCAUUAUGGACACAAUUCCUGCAGUCCAUCCCCUACUUCCUCUGCUUAGUCUGCUAAAGAUGAAUGAAAAACUGGUCACUGUGGGCUUGCCUGAUAAGCCCCUGGAGCUGCCCAUUUUUCCAUUAGUUCUAGGGAGGAAGUUUGUUGGGGGAAGUCAAAUUGGCGGCAUGAAAGAGAUGCAGGAAAUGAUAGAUCCUUGUGCCAAGCGCAACAUUGCUGCAGACAUUGAGCUGAUCCGGAUGGAAGAUAUCAACACGGCUAUGGGGAGGCUUGCCAAAUCUGAUGUCAGAUACCGAUUCGUGAUCGAUGUGGGGAACUCCCUGUCCCAGUAGGUGCCUUCACCAAUCACCAUGCUUGCCCUGCUUGAUUGCAGAUCCAGGCAUAAUAAUAUUGUGCUCUGGCUUAUUUUAUCAUCUUAUGGAAGUUUAUGCUUUGGGAGGGAACUGAUGAAAUUAAUAAUAAUGGCUUGAACUU